AUGGACCCCGAAACAGAUUACUACGAACUCCUCGGCCUCCUCCAAAGCGCAAGUCUGAAAGAUAUCGACACGGCUUACAAGAAGGCCAGCCUGCGGCAUCAUCCCGAUAGGAACCUCAAUAGUCCCACGGCCCACGAGGAGUUCAUCACUGUGAGAAAGGCAUACGAAACACUGAAAGAUCCAAAAGAACGCCUUCUAUAUAAUAAUACUUUGGAAAACAGACCAACGAAUACCGAUCCAAAGCCAUGGGAAAUUUCAGAGGCAGAUGGACAAAGCGACUCAAGACAUUCACACACAGAGAGGGUCAGACAAGAGCAUUCAACUUGCCUGGACGAGGAACAAGAUGGUACCCACGAUAGCCAGGAUCAAGCCCAUAAAGACGCACGACUCCUCUCCACCCUCGAACAAAGAAUUAAGGAGCACGAAUCUAACCUCACCCACGUGCGAAACAGCCUCACAAACGCCUCUCCCUCCGACCCAACACACCAAAAACUAGACUACCUCCGCGCCAGCGUCUCCGAAGAAUAUAUCAAAACCCUCAUAAUCCUCGACUCUUCCCGCCAACGAAUCAUACGCAAACUCCACCCCUCACAGCGGCAAACCCACCUCAACGAAGUGCAACGCGACUUCGAGAAGUCGAAUCAUGAAUUACGCCAGAAAGCGUGCAAGGAGGUGCUGGAAUUACUUGCGCUCCUCCCACGCUCAAAGGGAAACUGGACAUGUGAGUUCCGCUGGGAUUGGCUGCAGAUAUUUCCGCUUGUUGAGAAGAUGGUAGCGGUUGAGGGGUGUAUGGAGGGACCGUGGCAUAAGAUCGAGACGCUGAAACGCUGGCCGGAUUUGAAGAGGUUGAUGGAGUGUCAGUGUUGUAGGAUUAGGGAGGUUGAUCGGAGGAGUAAACCUACGAGGUGUGGGUGUGGGUUUUAUGUGUGUUGGGAUUGUAAGGAGAGGAUGGUUUUGCUUGGGGAGUGGGAGGAGUGGUUGGUUGGGAAGGGGGGGAUGGGGUUUGAUUUUCCAAUCGGUCCAUCAGGAGCUCUUUCUACUUGUCCGAGAUUACCAUCACCAUCGUCAUCAGAUGUAUUUUUUCUCUUGUAUAGUACGAUGUGCCAAGCAUGCGGUCGUCGGUCUGGGAGACCUUUAAACGUCGAGGGAUCGUUAGGAGAGGUUGCGAUAAUAGCUAAAGUCGAAAGUACAGUCAUCUGGGUAAAAAACGGAUUUAAGAAGGGAAGAAUAAUGAGUACGUGGAAACCAGGAUGUAGUCGUUCGCCAGUCUAG
Messenger RNA from Glarea lozoyensis ATCC 20868, 1272 nucleotides. RefSeq names its product Chaperone J-domain-containing protein. Gene Ontology annotation, molecular function: protein folding chaperone; protein-folding chaperone binding. Bases 1 to 1272 code for a protein of 423 amino acids. The record is from RefSeq and is a predicted model, not a curated record. The transcript is spliced from 3 exons. Gene Ontology annotation, cellular component: nucleus; cytoplasm. NCBI's taxonomy places the organism in Eukaryota, Fungi, Ascomycota, Leotiomycetes, Helotiales, Helotiaceae.